Molecule: messenger RNA, 3184 nt
Organism: Owenia fusiformis
Lineage: Eukaryota; Metazoa; Annelida; Polychaeta; Sabellida; Oweniidae
Source: the annotation of a GenBank genome assembly
CUGUUAACAAGAUGGUGGAAAUAUUUACGUAAAAAAGUUAUCACAAUUUUUCAUGAUUUAUGAAACGGUAGAAAUUGCCAAUGUGCGCAACAAUGGCAAAAGACGACAUAUACAUCAAUACAGAAUCUCCUGGGAAAAUAAGAACCAGAAAACCGGAGUGUGACUCCCCAGAAACGGUGUUUGAUAGCAAUGACAAAACAAUUCAUAGCGGGCAUUUUAUGAUGUCCUAUGUCCAUGAUGCUGAUGACGAAGAUGAUAGCCCCACGGAGAAUAAAGGAUUUAAUUUUAAAGCUGCUACACAAGAGACAUCAAACACCUAUCAAUUUGGACCCAAGAAUACUAAUUCCAUCUCCAUUGAUUCAUCACUCACCAAACUUUUUGAAUGCCUCACACUCGCAUACAGUGGUAAACUGACAUCACCAAGAUGGAAAACAUUCAAAGGUCUCAAGCUGAUGCUAAAAGACAAGAUACGAUUAAACAACAUGAUUUGGCGGGAAUGGCAUAUGCAAUAUAUUCAAUUCAAGAAACCUGUGGUGUCCCAGUUUGCAACUCCAAUCACAGAUGAGUCGCACUCUAAACCAGAGGCGGUUGUGUUGGAAGGGAAAUACUGGAAGAGAAGGCUAGAUACAGUCACCUGCGAAUAUCAGAAAUGGCGGGAAUUUUUUAAAUUGCGUAUUCAGCGGGAGUAUCAAAGAAAUAAUGAGGAUGUACCAACUGAAGUUCUGUUGGACAGGGUGGCCCAGCAAAAUGUUUUCCAUCUCAUUCAAUCACACAAUAUGCAGACGGAUGAUAUGCAGUUGUUAAUGGAUGAUGAUUACGCCAUGGACCUGUCAGACACACUUUUCUCAACUCUUAAUCAGCCGUUUCAGUUCCCAAACCCUAAAGAGAUGUCUUGCGACACAAUCACCGAGGAAUCAAAACGGCAGAAUUACUAUCAUGUCCGCAAUCUGCGAAGUCUAGAGCCAAAAGUUUUCAUUGAUAAGCGUAGUUCCCGCGGUUCUGGAAGUCACGGCAAUGCACCGUACAGGAAAGCUCACUUUGGCAACGCAGAUAUAAUCCAGCCUGGCCUUGUUCAGCUUCAGCCUAGCCUAGAUGACUACAUGAUGGACACAUUUGAACCAUUACAUGACAUGUUGAUGGGAAAAGCUGUUACAUCCAGUCAGACGAAUAUGUUGAUUGACAGUCUGCCACCAUCACUACAGAAUGACCUAUUUGGGAUGUCACAACAGAGUGUUGAUGCGCAAGUAACACCAUUUAUAGACUCUAGCAACAACCUGCCAGCAUUCAGUGGACAGCUUGAGGGAACAUUUGGCAGCCUCAGCAAUCAAAUCCUAAACGAGCAAAUCCUAGAGCAGGCCUUACUGCAAGCUCAGGUGAAUAGUCAGCUGCAAACUGUCAAUACGGCACAACUGAAUUCUGCAGUUAGCCCAGUCAGCCAACAGCAACAAAUUCAGAGCUCAUUACUGCAGUCAGGCCAGCUUGGCAACCAGAAUGUCAACCAACAACUGGUUCAGCCCAUGAUGCAAGAUAACACAGUCUUUAAUACAGCCUUUAACCAAACACAGGACUCUACUAGUCAACUAUCAACGAACUUGCUCAACGGAGGAGAAAAUCAAAUAAAUCAGUUAAACUCAAAUAGAACUCUAUCCAUGGGGUUGAGUACAAUUUCUGACUCUUUCAGCCAGUUGGUUGGUAAUAGUGCCACUGAGGCACCCUCUGUGAGACAGAGAAGUCUGUCAGGGGGGUCACUGCCCUCACUUAAGGUCUCCAAUAACAGGAGCCAGGGGGUGCCAUCUGCAGCUGCCACUCUUGCAUCUGCCGCUUCAACGCUGUCUAAAGAUGGUGAUUUUGCUGUUCCUAAGGGCCGACCUGCAGGGCGGUCCAAGCUAAAAGCAAUAGCGCCUCAGAUCAAGUCUGGGACUCCCGGUGCUGUUAACGCAAACACAAACACCUUCCUAGCCCAACUACUCACUAAAGGUACAUAUUCUGGUGCUGGUCCUGCCUCAUUUAAAGCCACAAAAUCACUGAGCCCAAGCUCACCAAGCAACUUCACACCAAUACGUCCCCAUCCAUCAGCCUCAUCACCUCCCAGCUCUGUGAUGUCAUCACUCUCCAACUCUGUGAUGUCAUCACUCUCCAACUCUGUGAUGUCACCUGUGAAGUCACCAGUUGCUAGGAUACCAUCACCUGCUAGUGUCACUAUCCUAAGUCCAAUGACUGAGUUCCAAAAGAAAGUAAUCAGUGCAGCUGCUAACCAGGCAACUAGGACCCCAAGUACUACCACUGCAACACAAAAGACACCUCCUGCGCAACCAAGCCCUUCUAGAAAACAGGCAGAUACUUCUCCUGAUAUUGAGGUUGCUGAACAAGUUUCCGACAAACAUCACUUGAAAUAUGCACAGCUUUCUCAGCCUGUUAAAAAUGACACAGAGUUCAUACCCAGUACUAGUGGUGGAAAGAAGGUAAUAGAAACAUACAGGGAGCAGAGACACAGGUCUUCAGAGCAGAAACGUAGAUGUAACAUAAAGUAUGGCUUUGAAGCACUACAGACCCUCAUCCCAUCCCUCAGUCAGAACCCCAAUGUCAAGGUCAGCAAAGCUGCCAUGCUAUCUAAAGGUGCUGAAUAUAUCAGGAAGUUGAAGAGUGAGCGCCAAAUCAUGCAUGACGAGGCAGAAGUAUUACGACAAGAGGUGGAAUCUCUCAACUCUGCUAUCAAUACAUGUCAGUCACAGCUUCCAGCGACUGGUGUGCCAGUAACAAGACAACGUGAAGACAAGAUGAAGGAGAUGUUCGAAGAAUAUGUUCGUAACAGAACAAUAUCCAAUUGGAAAUUCUGGAUUUUCAGUACUAUAAUCCGACCGCUCUUUAUCCAGUACAACACUAUGGUAUCAACAGCUAGCAUUGAUGAACUUUGCCGUACAGUGCUCUCGUGGCUAGAUCAACAUUGCUCUCUUGUCUCCCUCAGACCAGGAGUUCUUCAGUCGCUGACAACUCUCAGCACAACAACGUCCAUCCUUUCAGACCCAUCCAAUAUGCCAGAACAGGCGGCCAUGGCUGUGCAGAGGAAGUCGAGGUAGCCAUGGUUACUAUUGUGAUGUCAUCGUGGUUGCCAUUGUGAUGUCAUUGUACAUAGAAUGUAAACAAUAUGCCAGAGCAGGCGACCCUAGCUGUAUAGUGGAAGUUU